UUUUAACUUGGCGAUACUUUUGGUGUUGUAUGGUUAAGCAAAAGCUCGACCUCCACCUUUUUGACCAAGUACGAAAUGCGACCAAAGACCCCAUCGCCCACGUGUCUUUUGCAUCGCACCUUUACGAGCCAUGGUUACCAAUACAGGUAGCUACCUGGUGUUUAAGGAGACGGAUGAGCUACAUAGGUACCUAGGUGCGUCGAUGCACCUCCCUAUUCGGGUACUUAGGUGACAACUCUGCGUAUUGUAUUGUCAUUCCUACACGAGUGUGUUGCGAAAAUUUUAGUACCAGAAACACAUCGUCGCCCUCGUCGACGCAUCACCCAGUCGUCGGUUUGUCCCGCCCGGAAAGCUGUGGCUCCGAGCGCCUAGGCUACCAUGGUUAUCUCUACCUCUGCGCGGACCAUCCCCUCCAGAACCUUACGCCGACACUUCGUAUAACUUGGAAUAACAUCAACCCUUCCUGGCAGAACCCCAGACCCUUGGUGGACCCUGGGCAGAGGGUGCUGCUCUGAAGGCACGGUCCGCCAGUUGUUUCGGUGUGGCCUGUCUAGCAUUCCCUGUCCACCUUUGACCUUGUCAUCCCAUCUAAUGUCGAUUUACAUCUUUAUGCGAUCAAGCUGGUAUACCUGUGAAGUAUAUUCCUGCGUGUGUGCCUACCUAACUAGCUAGUACCUAGGUACCUAGGUAGCUAAAGGUGCCAAGCUAGGAUAUCUAAGUGUCAACUGACCGGGUAGGUAGGUACCUAGAGGUACCUACCGGUACCUACCCUAGAUGAGAUAACCACUGGGCAUCUUCAUGAUCAAAAGAAGUUUGGUAAGCUCAUGUGCACAACCGUCUAUCUGUAUAUGCCUCGAUUACUUCUGUUUGUCGUGCUAGCCAUGGCGUGUGUAGGCGCUUGGUGUUGCAUGUCAAUACCAUUACUCGCUCACCUUGCAUAGAAAUACCCAGCAAACCAACCAAACCUAGCUGCGUGUCUGGGCAACUACCAAGGCAGAGCGGACGUCUGCAGGUAAGGUGGCUGAAAAUUGUUCAUAUCUCAUUUUGUAUGCGUUGAUCCAUUUGAAGGCUUGCCGGUGCGAAAAUUUGAUAUUUACCAGACUAUUGAAGACGGAUGCUUUGACCGUCGCAGCGGACCACCGACGUUCACAACUCUUCCAAGUUUGUAGGUGGAUCCCUCUACCGCGCGUACGAGUCGGCGGGUACUACCUUUAUCCUCAUUUGAGUUUAUCAUGAUCUGAUAAUAAGGGCCCCGAGCUCUCGUGCACUUUGUGGUGAUUCUGCUACUCUUUUGGAUGUCUUGCGGUUUUGGAUUUUUCUAUUAGUCUUCUUGGACCGACCCUUAACAUCCAGUAGGCUCCGUCAUGCCACAUACAACCGCGGACGACGUCUCGCCGACUACUUCCAGCUCGCCGGAAUCACCGGCAGCCUCUGUGGUCGUCCAUCGGACCAGGGGUGCUAAGCGUUCCUCAGGGGUACCACCAUUGCUCAUACACUUGACCAAGCCUGCCGCUAGAUCUUCCGGCCAUUAUGAGUGCAGCAACUUGUCAUCGUCUUCACCGCGCCAAGAAGGUGACAUUGGGCAAGAAGUCGAUGAGGCCUGGAAGACAUUGGAUGAUAUAACCGCCUUACAGUUUGUCCUAGAUCAUGAUCGAGGAGCUUUGGCUCCACCGACGCCGAUAUCUCCCAUGUUUGCAGACAUGGACCUCCUUACAGUCCAGCGCACAUCACAGGAAUCGCCCACCCAUCACAAGAAGCCUUUUCAUAAAUGGAUGAACACACUGCGAAAACGCGGCAUGCAACGCCUGAGGAACGCAGACUUGGAUCCUGUCUCCCCGAAAUCUUUUCGUAAUAUAGACACCGAAGUGGCCAAGUCUUACCAGCGGGGCCACCGCCGAUGCUCGUCAUCAGACUCGUCGAUCGAUUUCGUCACCGCGAUGAAAAGUCCAAGUAUAAGCCUCACAAGCUUCACUGCCUUCGGUCUCCCACGACGAAAUGUUGGCGUCGCCUCCAACAAAGCGCCUUCACGGACGGGCCGCAGCAGCAGAGCUUCUAUGUCAGGGUUAAGAACCUCUGAAGAUAGCCAGUAUCCAGUCAGGUCUCCGGCAAUGGAUCCUGCUAUCGUGGAACGCUCUCUGCAGCGCCGACGUAUUCUUGACGAGUUAAUUAGUACGGAGGAAGGCUACAUUGCGGAUGUACGCUUUCUCAUGAAUGUCUAUGUCACCAUCCUCGCGUCUCUGCCUACACAGUCUCCUGGCCUGCGGUCCUCAAUCAACAGAAACAUGACAGAAAUUGUUCAGCUUCACGAGGAGCUGCUGGAAGAACUGCGAUUAGCCAUUCCCGAUUCCGAGUUUGUGCAUUAUGAAACUUGCACCGCUCAACCCCCGAAGUCAGCAAGACGAGGUCACUAUCGUUGGCGAAGUCUAGACUCCGUUCCCGAGGAUAAGAGCGACGGAAUGGCAUGGCUACGAGCCAUUCCUGGGGUGAUAGCAGAUCCUCAGGUCGCUGCUGAAGUCGCCAGGAUCUUUAUCUCGAAGAUGAACUCCUUUUUCAUCUACGAAGAAUACGGCGCCAAAUAUGAACUCAUGAUUAAGGAUGUCGCGGAGGCCCGCCGAACAAUGACGGACUGGGAAAAGUACCAGAAGGGCUUGGAGACUUUGGCUGCGUCGUUGGGGCCAGAAAAGAGCCAUCGCGAAAGCUCCAAAAAGUCUCUAACGGUUCCAGAUCUGCUUGUUAAGCCGAUACAACGCGUGUGUAAAUACCCCCUCCUAUUCGCGGAGCUCUUGAAGUACACCCCUGUUGUCGACUGUCCUCAGUCGCAUAUGGUGGUCGAAGAUGCUCUUUUACGUCUCAGGGAAGCCACUGCAGAGAUAAACCGGGCAACAGAUGACCCUAAGAUCAAAUGCACUCUUCAAAGAACCUGGAAUCUUCAAGAUCGCCUCGUCUUUGCAGAUCAGAUCCUUGAUGCGGCCUCAAAGAAUCGCAUCCGAUCUUUUGGCCACAUCCACCUCUGCGGCACGCUACAUGUUUGCUGGCAGACAAAGGACUCUAUAUCUGGCCAAUACUUGAUAUGUCUUCUCUAUAGGGAUUGGCUUUGCAUCGCAUCUGCAAGCAGAUUUGGGCAGACUUACACGAUCCUCUUGUGUGUCUCUUUAACGGCUGUCAAGGUUGAAGACGCUGACAAUGGAAGAGGGCUUCAGUGUCAUACAGCACCCUACUCAUGGAAGCUUGUUUUCCAGUGCGAUAAUGAGCUGUACGAGAUCAUCAUGACUGCUUGCAGCCCUCGGGAAUACCACGAAUGGCGCGGACGUUUAGAACAAUCGAGCUCGGCCCAUGUAUCAGGUCCUUUAAACCCAAUGUCCUUUCGGGCCCACUCUAUGAACAUCAAGAGUUUGGGCGCAGUCUUUGGAAAACCAGGUACCGUCGCUCGACGAAUUUCGAUUCAUCGUGCAAGUACUGCCGGGCCUAAGAUGACGCUCUGCCAAGUAGUCCUGAAGAACACCACCGUUGAAAGAGAAAGUUCUGUUGCGGUGGCCACUGUGUCAGCCAAGACUCGCCUCCAUAGGUCACAGUCGCUCGUGGCGCCGCCGGAGAGCCGCGUCACUGUCCUAUCACCUUCCAGGAGUGAUCGGUCCAGGCUGGAAGCAAUCCUAUCAGAUGUGUGGACGCGCGAGGCUCUUCCCUUUCCGGGGAUGACGGUCCGUUCACGAAGCGAGCAUUUGGUUCGCUCAAGCGCUUCGUCGGUAAUGAGGAAGCUAAGUGUGGCGAGCAUCGCAAGCUCCUUUACCAAGCGGUCCGUGAGCAUGGCCAGUACGACGACAACUCGUGCUUGUACCUCUGUGGCUGCUGCUAUAGACGACAGUAACAACAUGGCUCUGGUUGCGACCAAGUCUGUGAUUAAGAAUCACCGCGGCUCCUCGUUCCUGAGAUCUCAGAAAAAAGGCGACUCUUCAAGUCAUCAAACAAUUGAUACGAAGAGUGUCGCUACAAUGCCUAUAGGAUCGGGCGAUGAUAGGAACAGCAGUGAUGGUUUGGGUUCGGCUGGAGUACUGUCAGUUUCAGAUACUGCUAUUGACAAGUAUGGAAUCACUGCUGGGAGCAGGGAUGGUCGAGCAGCGAUUGGGGAUAGGUCUUACGAGUCUACUGUCCAGAUAUCAAGGCCCGAUCUUUCCAUGCUACCUUUAUCCCAAGUUAUUACGACAUUCGAUGGGGUCGAUAGCGCGUUGGCAAGCUGCCAGAACUCGGUAGUAUCGUCAAGGUCAGACAAAGCAACGGCGGCAGCCGAGGUCACGUCAAUACCCCUUGAUCAACCACCACCUGGACGCUGGGAUACGAUGUCGAUUCGCGUGAGCAGCGAUGCCAUUCCCAGGACGCCGAGCCGAAGAGGCACGGGAGAUACAGCCGGCUGUGGUAGCGAAACGCCGUCUUCUAUCAAAUCGGCACGCCGUUGGACAAAGGGCGGAAUGAAUCGUGGUGUUAGUUUUCGGGGACUUCGCAACUUGUUCGCUUAAACAGUUUUUUGGGUAAGCGAUCUUUUUUUCUCUAUCUCCUUUUCUUCUUUUGUCUUUUCCAAAAGCCUUCUGUAUUAUAUAAUUCUUUGUCGCUUGGGACGGUCAGUCGGGGGUUUGCCGUCAUCCUCAAGUUGCCUUACCUACCCAGCUACUGUUUGGUCAUGUCGGUUAUUUGUUUGAUAGGCUCAUUGGGGCCAGCCUUUUUUGGGAUUUGCUUUUUUUGCAUCCGUGAGUUUUGGAGGACAUUGGUGAUGGUAUUUUGCAUCGUCGCGAGGCCUUGUUUUUUACUUUCUUGUUUAAUACAUGUACAGCUUCAUAGUGUCGAUGGAUUCGUUUUUGCUUGAUCAUAUCAACAGUGCAUACCUAGCGGAUAGUCACGAGACCCAGAUUCAAAUUACA
Pyricularia oryzae 70-15 is the source of this 4910-nucleotide messenger RNA. RefSeq names its product RSP. NCBI's taxonomy places the organism in Eukaryota, Fungi, Ascomycota, Sordariomycetes, Magnaporthales, Pyriculariaceae. The record is from RefSeq and is a predicted model, not a curated record. Gene Ontology annotation, cellular component: cytoplasm. The transcript is spliced from 10 exons. Gene Ontology annotation, biological process: regulation of GTPase activity. Gene Ontology annotation, molecular function: guanyl-nucleotide exchange factor activity. Bases 1365 to 4511 code for a protein of 1048 amino acids.